Molecule: messenger RNA, 942 nt
Organism: Pectinophora gossypiella (pink bollworm)
Lineage: Eukaryota; Metazoa; Arthropoda; Insecta; Lepidoptera; Gelechiidae
Exons: 4
Coding region: 1-942 (313 amino acids)
Source: RefSeq, a predicted model, not a curated record
AUGAAGGAUGAAUGUCAAAACAACCAUGAGGCUGCUCUAAAUCGUAUCAGAGAACUAGAGCAACAGGUUGCUGUAGCCUAUAAUACAAUAAAAGCUCAUGAGGACCAACAUUCUACCAAUGAGUCACAACAAACUUUGGCAUUAUACAAUGAGUUAGUCCAUGAAGAAAAUUGCCAAAAUAAUGAGUCCAUGACCAUAGAUCUCACUUCAAUGAGCGAUAAAUAUAGUGAUGAUGAUGAAGGUUAUGAAGAAAAAUAUAAAUUACGACAAGAAAAUUGUGAGCUCCAACGCCAAUUAGCCCGAAUACAGCAACUAUAUGACAAUGCACAGAAGGAAAUUGCCGAACACAUCAAGGCAACAGAGUCCCUGGUAAUUAACACGGAACGGCUUGAGUCUCUGGUGCACGACCGAAACCUGGAGCUGGAAACACUACGCGCCAAAACAAGCAGCGAGUCUAGAGAGGAUUUGCAGCGCGGGGGGCUGGUCGUAGAUUCUGGAGCCUCACCGUCCACCAGCGCCGCGUGUACCACGCGCCGCGAGACCGCGCCGCGAGCGAAAUGCAGUGCCGUGCUCCCCGCCGGUGCGCCGCUGGCCGCAGUGAUGUGCGACACCGCACUGCCCAACAACGAGCCGCCGUGUGCCGCGCUGCCAAGUGUCGCGCCGGCCGGUGAUGUGCCGCCGGGAGCCGAGCCGCGGAGGGUCGGAGCUCGCGGAGUCUCGAGGCGCGGGGCGUCAGCGACAGCGCCACCGCCCGCGGCGCCCGCGCCCGCUGCGCCGACAGGUGGGGCGCUGCGAGGGCCCGAAAAGGUCGCGACCGCAUUGCCAAACAUCGUCGCGCCCCAGAAAGACUGUGUCCCACGUCUAACGAAAAAGACUAAUAUUAUGAAGUAUUUCCCCGUCAUCGUCAAAGAUAAGCCUAAGUAUACAUGUCUCGUCAACUAG